This is a messenger RNA of Hippopotamus amphibius kiboko, 1421 nucleotides long. RefSeq names its product steroidogenic acute regulatory protein (gene STAR). The transcript has 8 exons. Gene Ontology annotation, molecular function: cholesterol transfer activity; cholesterol binding. NCBI's taxonomy places the organism in Eukaryota, Metazoa, Chordata, Mammalia, Artiodactyla, Hippopotamidae. Gene Ontology annotation, cellular component: mitochondrial intermembrane space; mitochondrion. Gene Ontology annotation, biological process: steroid biosynthetic process; regulation of steroid biosynthetic process; intracellular cholesterol transport. The coding region runs from base 332 to 1189 and encodes 285 amino acids. The record is from RefSeq and is a predicted model, not a curated record.
CCUCUCUCCAGCCCUGAUUUCCCGCCACACCCUACAAACAUAUGACAGCUGAGCAACCCGCAAACCCCACUCCACGCUCCACCUGCCCCCCAGCCCCUCUCACACCUGGCUGACUCCUUCCUAACCUGACUCUCCACACUCAGCUCAAAGCCUUCAGCUGGAGCAUUUAAGGCGCAGAACGCACAGUCCGGCUGCAGCUGCAGGACCCAGAGGCCAACCCUGCCAGGCUCGGGAAGGACAGCAGUGGCCACUCUCGGGGGGCAGAGGCAAGACCAGGAGCCAACAGCACCACUGCCAGCCUCCACACCUGCCUCCCGCACGCCAGGAAACCAUGCUCCUCGCGACGUUUAAGCUGUGUGCCGGCAGCUCCUACAGACAUGUGCGCAACGUGAAGGGGCUGAGGCACCAGGCUGUGCUGGCCAUUGGCCAGGAGCUGACCCGCAGGGCCCCAGGAGGCCCUACCCCCACGGCGUGGGUUCACCAGGUUCGGAGACGCGGCUCCCUGCUUGGUUCUCAGCUGGAAGACACUCUCUACAGUGACCAAGAACUGGCCUAUAUCCAGCAGGGAGAGGAGGCCAUGCAGAGGGCCCUGGGCAUCCUCGGCGACCGGGAGGGCUGGAAGAAGGAGAGCCAGCAGGCGAACGGGGACGAAGUGCUGAGUAAAGUGAUCCCAGACGUCGGCAAGGUGUUCCGGCUAGAGGUGGUGGUGGACCAGCCCAUGGAGAGGCUUUACGAAGAGCUCGUGGAGCGCAUGGAGACCAUGGGCGAGUGGAACCCGAAUGUCAAGGAGAUCAAGGUCCUGCAGAAGAUUGGAAAAGACACGGUCAUCACUCAUGAGUUGGCUGCACAGGCAGCAGGAAAUCUCGUGGGGCCCCGAGACUUCGUGAGUGUGCGCUGCACCAAGCGCCGGGGCUCCGUGUGUGUGCUGGCUGGCAUGGCCACACACUACGGGGAGAUGCCUGAGCAGAAGGGUGUCAUCAGAGCUGAGCAUGGCCCCACCUGCAUGGUGCUCCAUCCCCUGGCUGGAAGCCCCUCAAAGACCAAACUCACCUGGCUGCUCAGCAUUGACCUCAAGGGAUGGCUGCCGAAGACUAUCAUCAACCAGGUCCUCUCGCAGACCCAGGUGGAUUUUGCCAACCACCUGCGCAAGCGCCUGGAGUCCCACCCCGCUCUUGAAGCCAGGUGUUGAAGCCCAGCCUGCAGCUGCCAACAGCUCCCGCCUGAACCGGCUUGGAGGCUCAGGAGGAGGUCCCUGCUGGAAGCCUGCAAGUCUGUUAAAGAUCUUCAUCCAGGGACAGCGGGAGGGGGUGGUGGUGUGUUUCGAAUAGGAUACUAGAACUCAGUAACAUUUUAGUAACAAGAAAAUGGGGACAAGGGGCUUCUAACUUCACUCACUGAUUAGCUGUAAAAUGAAGCAUAAG